Molecule: messenger RNA, 2024 nt
Organism: Myripristis murdjan (pinecone soldierfish)
Lineage: Eukaryota; Metazoa; Chordata; Actinopteri; Holocentriformes; Holocentridae
Gene: iqck
Product: IQ motif containing K
Exons: 9
Coding region: 12-938 (308 amino acids)
Molecular function (GO): protein binding
Source: RefSeq, a predicted model, not a curated record
UGCAGGUGAAAAUGGCAAAGACCAUCGGUGCCAGAAAAAAAUCUCUGUGGCAACAAGUGUGUGAAGAGUAUGAAGCAGAGCAGCCCAGUCCUCCCGGCGCCGUGUGGACGGACAGCGGCUCUGUGAGCACCCAGUUCUCCCAGUACAGCGCCAGUAAACACUCCCCGGUCUUCUAUGGGCUCACCACAGCCAAGGUGUUUGUGGAUGAUGACCCGCUGCACAGUUUUGACCCUCUGCUUUGCCACCCUGCUCUUGCCGGGUACUCUGUCUUGGGAAAACGUCCUCACUCAAGUCAGAGGCGCCCAUCAGCGGCUGAGAUUAUGUCCCCUCCUCAACUCCAUCAAAAUCCUGUCACAAGGCUCUUGGAGGAGAGUGUGUUUCCAGUGUUGUUGCCUGGACUGGAGGCCAUGCUGAAAGAGGCCCAGAGACAGAGCUGCUUCCAGAAGAAAAGAACAGUGUUUGAUCCAUGUGACUUCCUAACAGAGUGGCUGUACAACCGUAACCCCCGCCGGCAAGGGCAGGAGCCUGUGAACUUCCAUGACAUCCCCUUUGUCAAGGAUUGGCUCAGCAUACAUCCUCGGCCUCCCAUCCCUUUAUUUCUGCUGCUGACAGAGGAUCAGGCUGCUCUCCUCAUCCAGUCUUUCUGGAGGGGAUACAAGAUCAGGGUGCGUCCAGAUGUGCAGGAGCUGCGCCAGUGGCAGAGAGAGCUGAGAAACGAGUCCCUGGCCCAACAAGAGAGCCGAGCGGGCUCAGCCAGCAUGGAUCUCACAGAGACCCCCCCGCCCGAUAAUUCAGACGUGUCCAUCCAGGUGGUGUCCCCCUCCCCGCAGAGUACCGUGGUCCACACCCCCACCACCCAGAUGACCCCCGAGAGCACCGAGCUUCUGACCCCCAGUCUGCACAGGCAUGGAGGGGACGGCCCUCUCUGCCGCCGUUGACUGACUCCCUGCCGUGCCCGAGUGUGGCGACCUGCCGCUGGCUGCAGUGUCUCCGUCCCUGCUAGGAACUCCCAACCUGAGCUAGACCAUUAACACCAUGUACAAGGUUUUUGCCAUGUUUCGAGGCUAUUAAACGCCAGUAGGCUGGUGUCAAAGUGGCUGAAGUGAUCACUCAACAAGCCAUUAAAAAUGUCUGAAACCAAUUGGAUAUGGCGAGGCAAGGAUUUAUGGCCUGAGAUCUGUGGCUAAUUAGUUGAUUGCCUUCAUUGCCCUUUUGACGGAUCACUUCACAGGACUGACUUCACUGGGACUCACCCAACAAGAGAACACGAGUGCAGUUCACUUGCCAUAUCACUGAGAGUAGAGCCCCCUCACACUUGUUACAGACAUAAUGUUUCCUCUUCAUGAUAGCUUAUUGGAAGAUAAAAACAAAACAAAAAAAAGAAUCCUUCCUUGACUUGCCAUUUCCUCUUUCCGUGAUGAUAGACAGUACUUUGGCAUUUCAUAAAAGAGAUUAUAGCAUUUCCAUUCAAAACAGGAAUUUAGACCAGAGAAAAAAAGGUGAGUGAAAGUGCAGAGAGGCACUUUCUUUCCUGCUUAUCGGGAAAGUGGAAAAAAAAAAUGUCUGGGGAAAGGGAAAUAAAAAUGUGUUGAGAGACAGGAGAGAGAUCACCGUGGGAGGGUGAUUGAAAACUAUCUGGCGAAGCAGGAAGCAAGGUUCCCAUGGCUACUGAAGACAUGAAAGGUCAUAGAAUUUGAAUAUGUUGUUUCCCAAGCCUUGAAAUGUUUGGAUGCAUUUAAUUUAUUUCUGCAUGUCACGUGUUUAAUGUUAAGCUCAUCUUCUAGAGGAUCUAGCUGCUUUCAGGGGUUACUAACCCAAUUAUGUAUUUUCUUGCUAUGCAUGUCCUAAAUGUUAGUUUUAGUGAGUCAAGUGGGACAUUUGUAUACACUAUUUAAAAGGAGAUUCUUAACAUAGACACUGGUAAAUAUUAUUCAUGGAAAUGUUGCUGAAUGUCAUGGAUUAACCAUGGAUGGAAGACUCAUGGGAUUUGAUUUGCAUAAAUGUCAUGAUAAAAAAAAAAAAAA